AUGAACACGAUCCGGCAAAUCCAAGAGCUCAACAAGCGCGAGCUGGAGCAAGGCAUCACACCAGAAGGGUCCUGGCACGCCGACUACCGGGACACAGCCUACAUCUACAUCGGGGGGCUAUCAUUCGACCUCUCCGAAGGCGACAUCCUGACCAUCUUCUCGCAGUACGGGGAGCCGGUAUUCGUGAACCUGGUGCGCGACAAGGAGACGGGCAAGAGCAAAGGCUUCGCGUUCCUCAAGUACGAGGACCAGCGCAGCUGCGACUUGGCAGUCGACAACCUGGGGGGCGCGACGGUGCUGGGCCGUGUGCUGAGGGUUGAUCAUACGCGGUAUAAGAAGAAAGAAGGCGAGGAGGAGAAGGGCAUUGAUGUUGGGGCGCUGGAGGCUGCGGCUGCGGGCAAGGGGGGGAGGGGGCAGAGCCCCGGCGCCAGCGACAGUGAAGGCGAUAACGAACCCCCCCGUCCCCUCCUGAAAGAGGAGCGCGACCUCGCGGCCCUGCUCCGCGACCACGACGACGACGACCCCAUGAAGGCG
Molecule: messenger RNA, 534 nt
Organism: Aplosporella prunicola CBS 121167
Lineage: Eukaryota; Fungi; Ascomycota; Dothideomycetes; Botryosphaeriales; Aplosporellaceae
Exons: 1
Biological process (GO): mRNA splicing, via spliceosome
Cellular component (GO): precatalytic spliceosome; catalytic step 2 spliceosome; U2 snRNP
Molecular function (GO): RNA binding
Source: RefSeq, a predicted model, not a curated record